AUGGUUGGCCGGGGAAGGGGAAUCGAGAUGACGCGUCCGGCCUGGAUGACGGCGGGGCCGCCCGUUCCCGGUGGCCUGGGCCAACCCGCCCCAGCAGGACCGCCACGUGUGCCAGGACCUACUGGACCAGGGGCUGCAGGUCCAGGUCCACAGGCUUUUGCCCCUGCCCCUGCUCAUGUCCCGCUGCCUGCCCCAAACACUGCCUCUGGCCCAUUUCCUGGCCUUCCUCCAGGGACCCGGCCGCCAGGGAUGCCAGGACAGACGAUGAUGGCACCCAGGCCAGUGAUGCCUCAGGGUUUGAGGCCCCCUCCCGGAGUUGCCAUUCCGCCACCACACUUAAGGCGAGGCCCUCCAGUGUCACUGCCAGGAGUUGUCCCAUUAUCCCGGCCCCUUGGGCUUGCGCCACCAGUUGGGCUUCCUCCUCAAAGACCUCACAUGGUGCCACCUGGGCCCCUUGGCCCCACUCCACGCCCCCACCCUGGAUUGGUGCCCACAGGCCAGGGACUACCACAGGGGCCACGACCUGUACUUCCUGCACCUGUACCUCAAAGGUUCCCCAUGCCAUUUAUGGCCCCACAGCCUGCUGCUGGUGCACCCCAUAUGCGACCUCCCCCUGGGCAACUGCCAGUCCCCCAUCCAACUGCUGUUCCUCCCACAGCUGCUACAGUCCCACAGCCUGACAGCAGGCCCAAGUCGGAGUGGACCGAACAUAAGGCCCCAGAUGGCAGGACGUACUACUACAACACCACAACGAGGACUUCCAGCUGGGAGAAGCCCCCAGAGUUGAUGGGCACCCAGGAGAAAGCCGAUGCUGAAACCAGCUGGAAAGAAUUUGUCAGCCCGGAAGGCAAGAAAUAUUACCACAACAAGAUAACUAAGCAGUCCCGAUGGGAGAUGCCGGAAGAGCUGAAGCAGGCCAGGGAGGCUUCAACAGCCAUGAAGAGCAAGCCGCAGAGCACUCAGCCCACAGUGCAGGUCAUCAAGCUUGAGGGAGCUGCAUCAGGUCCUCCAAAGGGUUUAGAGCAGAAUGGAGUGGACAGGGCAGAUGGGCAGCUGCCUGGAAGCAACAAAGCGAUGCCGCCUGGAAGCAACAAAGCGAUGCUGCCUGGCAAUGGCUUGGUGGCCCGCAGCACAAAAUCUGAACCUGAGGGUCACUUCCAGUAUGCUACAAAGGCAGAAGCAACGGAGGCUUUCAAGGAACUGCUGGAUUCUGUCGGGUGCACUUCAGACUGGACCUGGGAACAGGCAAUGCGACUUAUCGUGAAUGACAAGCGCUACGGGGCGCUCAAAUCUCUGGGCGAGAAGAAGACCUGCUUCAAUGAAUAUGUCCAGGAGCGGAGAAACAAGGAACGUGAGGAGGAACGGAUGCGGCACCAAAUUGCGAAGGACGACUUCAUUGCAAUGCUUGAGAGCAGCUCAGAGUUGAGAUCGUCUACUCGCUACUCAAAGGCCAAAGAGAUAUUUGAAGAUGAUCCUCGUUGGAAGGGCCUUGAUGACAAAGAGAGGGAGAGGAUGUACCUUGAACACUUGCGGGAACGAGAGCGAAAGGAGAGGGAUGAGAAGCGUGCGGAGAGAGGCGCCAAGAUGGGCAAGUUUCGGGAGCUCCUGGAGAAGAGGACUGUUGUGCAUGUGAAGGCAAGCAGCCAGUGGCGGAAGGUUGCUGACAAACUGGAGGGCUACGAUGAGUACGAGGCCCUUGACCGCAGCGAACGGCUGGAAGUGUUUCAGGACUACAUGCGUGAGCUGGAGCGCAAGGAAAUGGAACAGAGGGAGCUGGAGCGCCAAGAGCAACACAGGAAAGAGAGGAAGAAUCGCGACAAGUUCAUGGAGUUCAUGAAGGAGCAGAGGGAGCAGGGCAAGCUCCACGCAAAGUCCCGAUGGAAGGAGUACGCAAACAGCAUUCGCAAGGAGGAGGCAUACAUAGCUGUGGACAAGAACAAGUCUGGUUGCCGCCCAAAGGAACUAUUUGACGACUUUGUGGAGGAGAUGGAGGAAGAAUUUGACAAGCACAAAGCAGCAAUGAAGGAAGUAGUGAAGCGCUCUGGUAUUGCUGUCCUUGUCAGCACAAUCUUUGAAGAGUUCAACGAUGCCCUAAACGCUUCCAGUGAGAAAAUGAAGUCGAUCAGGGAAAUAAACAAGCGGCUCAUUCAUGAAGAACUCGUUUCGAGGGCAAAGGACAAGGAAGCUAAGGAGCUCAAGAGGCGCAAGAAGCUGCGCGAGGAGCUCUCAAGUGCCCUGAGGUAUUGCAAGGGUAUCAAAGAGGACACUUCCUGGGAGGAGGCUAUGAAGAUUUUGAGAAAGGAAGCAGAUCUGAGGGAUCUGGAGGAGGAAGAUUCUGACCUUCGUGGGGUGUUUGAGGAGUACAUAACAAAGCUCAGGAAGAAGGAGGGAAAAAAGGAAGAAAAGAAGAGGGAGAAGAGGGAAAAGAAGGAGGAAUCGGAGUCAGGGGACUUGGAGGAUGAUCACAAGCGCUCGAAAACUCAUAAACAGCGCAAGUCCCACAGGCGCCACCACAGUGCAAGCGGGGAGAGCGAUGAGGAGGAGGACCAUGCUCGAAAAAGGAGGCACAGGAGUAAGCGGCAUCAUGAUGACUCCGAUGAUGAAGGAAGAAGGCGCACAAAGCGACACAAAAAAGACAAGGAGAAGGGGAAGGACAGGGAAAGGGACAAGGAAAGGGGGAGGACAAAGGAGAGAGAAAAAGAAAAGGCCAAGGACACUGACCUUGGCGACAGGGAACCAGACCAAAGAGAACGGCCGAGGAAAGACAAAUCUUGUACAAAUGAUGACAGCAGUUGGCAAUCACGGCCACAAAAUGAUGGUGAGGGUGCAGCUCCUGAGGCUGACAUGGAUGAUGAGCUGCACGCUGACCUCAUACCAUCCAUGCCAGAAGACAGGCCCAGCCCCAUGGCCAUCGACAGCCAACGCGACGCCUCCAGAGAAGAAGGAGAAAUGCCAGAUGCCUGUGAGGAAGGCGAGACGCAGGCAGCAGAUGCUGGUGGUGGAAGAGAGAGGUCUGAAGAAGGGGAGCUGUGA
Molecule: messenger RNA, 3033 nt
Organism: Ostreobium quekettii
Lineage: Eukaryota; Viridiplantae; Chlorophyta; Ulvophyceae; Bryopsidales; Ostreobiaceae
Source: the annotation of a GenBank genome assembly